This is a messenger RNA of Diplodia corticola, 1602 nucleotides long. RefSeq names its product kinesin light chain. Bases 1 to 1602 code for a protein of 533 amino acids. The record is from RefSeq and is a predicted model, not a curated record. NCBI's taxonomy places the organism in Eukaryota, Fungi, Ascomycota, Dothideomycetes, Botryosphaeriales, Botryosphaeriaceae. Gene Ontology annotation, molecular function: catalytic activity. Gene Ontology annotation, biological process: nucleoside metabolic process. The transcript has 2 exons.
AUGAUGUCGUCGUUCAAACGCCAGUUCAAACGAGAUGACUACACUGUGGCCUGGAUAUGUGCACUGCACGAUUCCGAGCUGCUGGCAGCCCGCUGCAUGCUUGACGAGGAGCACAAGCCCAUUCCACAGGACGACACGGACAGGAACAUUUACCACUACGGUUCAAUCAAGGGCCACAAUGUCGUUGUUGCCUGCAUGCCCGCCCAGAAGCCGGGGCCUGUCUCUGCUGCCAGCCUCGUUCAACCAUUACGAUCAAGUUUUCGUAGCUUGAUGUACCACCUUUUUGUCGGCAUAGGCGGAGGUGUGCCGCUCGUGCCCGGAAGAUGCAGACGUGACGUCCGACUCGGCCACGUGGUUGUCGGAUGGCCAGACAAGACCGGCGAGCCUGCAGUGAUCGGAUGGGAUUACGGUUAUCACCAGGAAGUCAACGGCCGUCAGAGCAUCCGCCCGAUCCAGCAAAAACUUUCCCCAGGCGACCAAAUGGUCACUGUUCUCACCAAACUCCUCAACCAUUACGAAUCCGAAGAAACGAGAUUUGACGAGCACCUCCGACGACUCGACAUGUAUGAUGGGUUCGGAUUCCCGGGCCGCAACAACGACAAACUGUACCAAGCCGACUAUGAGUGCGGCAACGGGGACAGGGAGGACCAAUACACCCCAUGCGGAUGUGAAGAAGGCAAGCUCGAGGAACGAGGAGCACCGCCGCCCCCAAAAGCCGGCCUCACCUUUCAUCGCGGCACCAUCCUGUCAGGAAGCUCGUUCGUGGGCAGUGCCCGGUCGCGCGACGCAAUUUGUGACAAAAUCCUCAACGAAUCUCGGACCCCUCUCUGCUUCGAGAUGGAAGCUGCCGGCGUGGUGCGCGGUACCGACGCGCUGAUGAUCCGCGGAAUCUGCGACUACACCGACUCGCACACCAACAAGAUGUGGCAGAGGUACGCGGCAGGAACAGCCGCUGCUUUCGCCCGAGAGCUCGUCCUCCACAUCCCCGAAUCUUCGGGCCGAGCGACUCAGAUGGUGGACCCGUGCUACUUCUUCAACAGCAUCGGUGCGAGGCAUCUGCUUCUUGACCGACCCAUCUGGCACAGAAUGAAAGUGUCUGGCAUGGCCAUCUACGAGCUGAUCUACAAUGACUGCAAAGACCGCCGUGGCAGAGUCACCCUUGAAGCGCUGAAGAAGCGUUUCCCGGAAGAUGCAGCCGAAGAUGUGAGCUGGUGCUGGACUGAGGUGACUCAAGUCUCUGAUCGAACCUUGCUGGUUCUGCAUCACGGGAUGACGCUCGCCGUCAUAUACAUGGUGCACUUGUGCUACUACUGCAACGAGGAUCGGCGAGAUCUCACUAUUCCAUCCGGAAAGGAAGGAAAAGCCAGAAGAGGGAUAAUGCGGCAUUUCGGCGAAUGGGUCAAGUGCAACUGCGAUGACAGAGAGUGUCCAUGCUUGUGGAACUUUGCCAACGAUAGCGGGCUUUGUCGGAAUAUGGUGAACACCUGUCAGGCGGUUCGAUUGCAUUACUUUAACGACGAAAAGCGGGACUACGAUGAAAGGAGGUUUGAAGCGCUUUCCGAGACUUGGGACAAGACCCGAGGAGAUCCGAACCCGGUUUAG